Molecule: messenger RNA, 6212 nt
Organism: Oryzias melastigma (Indian medaka)
Lineage: Eukaryota; Metazoa; Chordata; Actinopteri; Beloniformes; Adrianichthyidae
Gene: upf1
Product: UPF1 RNA helicase and ATPase
Exons: 24
Coding region: 639-3944 (1101 amino acids)
Biological process (GO): nuclear-transcribed mRNA catabolic process, nonsense-mediated decay
Cellular component (GO): cytoplasm
Molecular function (GO): hydrolase activity; RNA binding; ATP binding
Source: RefSeq, a predicted model, not a curated record
AGAGGCAGAUAGAUCAUCCAUAAAUGGUAUUUAAGUACAAGUAGUGUUUCUUCAAAAUGAGUGUGAGUGACGAAAGUACUCAGCAACAGUCUGAACCUAAGUGGUAUUUAGUGUAAAAUGUAUUUACAUAUGAAAAAAAUAUUGAGUUACCCGAACAAAAAACAUUGGUUCAAUGGGUGAUUGUUGUUUUUACCUUUUUUUUUAUUUCUCUCUUGAUUGAAACUAAAACAUCUGUAAAAAAAAAAAAGUACAUUGUUUUAAAUUUGAAAUAAUGAAUCAGCAUAUCUUAGAAAAACUGACUACUACAUUUUUUAUUUUUAUUUUUUAUAUAUUUCUGUGUUGUGAUCCGGGGGAAAAAAAUGAGUGUGAUACAUCUUUCUGCACAACCACUCUUCGUUGCCCAGCCUCCAGUUAACGUCACACGUUGCGCGGCGCAAGGAAGUCCGUCACCACCGAAGCUCUCCUACCUGGAUCUGCGAAGCUAUCGGUUCUGAUCGGUUCAGUUUUUGUUUGGAUUUGAAUCCAGAAUCUGAGCAACGCUUCCGAAACAUUUAGCGGCAAACUACCAGUGCGCCGGUUGUAAUCGUCUUUAUACGAUUGUCGGAAAUUACUAAGCAAAAGUAAAGUUUCGGGUCGAGAUGAGUGUGGAGGCGUACGGGCCGAGCUCUCAGACCCUCACCUUCCUGGACACCGAGGAAGCGGAGCUGCUUGGAGCGGACACACAAGGCUCCGAGUUCGACUUCACUGACUUCACUCUCCCCAGCCAGACGCAGACGCAAGGCCAGACUCAGAGCCAACUGGACGGCCAGGUGAAUGGACCGGACGAGGGGCUGCACAACGGGGGACUGGAUGAUUCUGUGGCCAAGACCAGUCAGUUCUUGGGCGAACUGAACUUUGAGGAGGAUGAGGAAGAUGCGUACUACACCAAAGACCUACCUGUGCACGCUUGCAGCUACUGUGGUAUUCAUGACCCAGCAUGUGUGGUGUACUGCAACACCAGUAAGAAGUGGUUCUGUAAUGGACGUGGGAACACAUCUGGCAGCCACAUUGUGAAUCACAUGGUGAGGGCCAAAUGCAAAGAAGUGACCCUGCAUAAAGACGGGCCGCUGGGCGAAACGGUGCUGGAGUGCUACAACUGUGGCUGCCGCAACGUCUUCCUUCUGGGCUUCAUCCCUGCCAAAGCCGAUUCCGUGGUGGUUCUCCUCUGCAGGCAGCCCUGUGCCAGCCAGAGUAGCCUAAAGGACAUCAACUGGGACAGCUCCCAGUGGCAACCACUGAUUCAGGACCGCUGCUUUCUGUCCUGGCUGGUGAAGAUCCCGUCGGAGCAGGAGCAACUGCGAGCUCGUCAGAUCACGGCUCAGCAGAUCAAUAAGCUGGAGGAACUCUGGAAGGAUAAUCCCACCGCCGCGCUGGAAGACUUGGAGAAGCCUGGCGUGGACGAGGAGCCUCAGCACGUGUUGCUGCGUUAUGAGGAUGCUUACCAAUACCAAAACAUCUUUGGUCCUUUGGUCAAACUGGAGGCUGACUAUGACAAGAAGCUUAAGGAGUCACAGACUCAAGACAACAUAACAGUCAGGUGGGACCUGGGGCUGAACAAGAAGCGCAUUGCUUAUUUCACACUGCCCAAGACAGACUCAGACAUGCGCCUCAUGCAAGGUGAUGAGAUCUGCCUGCGUUACAAGGGAGACCUUGCCCCUCUGUGGAAGGGCAUUGGCCAUGUCAUCAAAGUCCCUGACAACUACGGGGAUGAAAUUGCCAUUGAACUGAGGAGCAGCGUUGGAGCUCCUGUGGAAAUCCCACAUAACUUCCAGGUGGAUUUUGUGUGGAAAUCCACCUCAUUUGACAGGAUGCAGAGCGCCCUGAAGACCUUUGCUGUUGACGAGACGUCGGUCUCCGGCUACAUUUACCACAAACUUUUGGGCCACGAGGUGGAGGACGUGACCAUCAAGUGCCAACUGCCGAAGCGCUUCACCGCUCAGGGCCUUCCUGACCUCAAUCACUCACAGGUCUACGCAGUGAAGACGGUGCUGCAAAGGCCUCUGAGUUUAAUCCAGGGCCCUCCUGGCACUGGGAAGACUGUCACGUCUGCCACAAUCGUGUACCACCUGUCCCGCCAGGGCAAUGGGCCUGUCCUGGUGUGUGCUCCAAGUAACAUUGCUGUAGAUCAGCUCACUGAAAAGAUUGAUAAGACUGGCCUGAAGGUUGUCCGGCUGUGUGCUAAGAGCAGAGAAGCCAUCGAGUCGCCGGUGUCUUUCCUGGCACUCCACAACCAGAUCAGCAACAUGGACAGUAUGCCAGAGCUUCAGAAACUGCAGCAGCUGAAGGAUGAGACUGGAGAGCUGUCGUCUGCAGAUGAGAAACGUUACAGAGCCCUGAAGCGCACCGCUGAAAGGGAGCUGCUCAUGAACGCUGAUGUGAUUUGCUGCACCUGUGUCGGGGCUGGGGAUCCCCGUUUGGCCAAGAUGCAGUUCCGCUCCAUCUUGAUCGAUGAGAGCACCCAGGCCACCGAGCCGGAGUGCAUGGUGCCGGUGGUGCUGGGAGCCAAACAGCUCAUUCUGGUCGGUGACCACUGCCAGCUGGGCCCUGUGGUGAUGUGCAAGAAGGCAGCGAAGGCGGGCCUGUCUCAGUCUCUGUUUGAAAGAUUGGUGGUUCUGGGAAUCCGGCCAAUCCGCCUGCAGGUCCAGUACCGCAUGCACCCGGCUCUGAGCGCCUUCCCCUCCAACAUCUUCUAUGAGGGCUCGCUGCAGAACGGGGUCACAGCAGCUGAUCGCAUCAAGAAAGGCUUCGACUUCCAGUGGCCUCAGCCAGACAAGCCCAUGUUCUUCUAUGUGACUCAGGGUCAGGAGGAAAUCGCCAGCUCUGGAACCUCGUACCUUAACAGGACUGAGGCUGCCAACGUCGAGAAGAUCACCACCAGGCUGCUGAAGGCAGGAGCCAAACCGGAUCAGAUCGGCAUCAUCACCCCCUACGAGGGUCAGCGCUCCUACCUGGUCCAGUACAUGCAGUUCAGCGGCUCCCUGCACACCAAACUUUAUCAGCAAGUGGAGAUUGCCAGCGUGGAUGCCUUCCAGGGCAGAGAGAAGGACUUCAUCAUCCUGUCUUGUGUUCGUGCAAACGAGCACCAGGGCAUCGGUUUCCUGAACGACCCUCGUCGUCUCAACGUGGCGCUGACCAGAGCCAAGUACGGCGUGAUAAUCGUGGGGAACCCCAAGGCGCUCUCUAAGCAGCCUCUGUGGAACAACCUGCUGAACAACUACAAGGAGCAGAAGGUUCUGGUGGAGGGACCGCUCAACAACCUCAGAGAGAGCCUCAUGCAGUUCAGCAAACCUCGAAAACUCGUCAACACCAUCAACCCGGGGGGCCGUUUCAUGAGCACUGCCAUGUAUGAUGCUCGAGAGGCCCUCAUCCCCGGAUCUGCAUAUGAUCGAAGCAGCACUGCUGGACGACCGUCCAACAUGUACUUUCAAACACACGACCAGAUUGGAAUGAUUGGGGCGGGCCCGGGUCACAUGGCCGCAAUGAACAUCCCCAUACCGUUCAACCUGGUGAUGCCCCCAAUGCCUCCUCCCAGCUACUUGGGUCAGGCCAACGGCCCCGCUGCAGGCCGUGGUGGUAUGAAAGGAAAGCCCGGGCGCAGCGGGCGGCAGAGGGUCCGCGGCAUCGGGAACCAGGGUCCCGGUCAGGUCAACGGACCAAACAGCCAGGCCAGCCAGGAUGGGGCCUCCCAGUCUUUCUCUCAGGGGCCGCUGACUCAGGGCUACAUCUCUAUGAGCCAGCCCUCUCAGAUGAGCCAGCCCGGCCUGUCCCAGCCUGAGCUGUCUCAGGACAGCUACCUGGGUGAUGAGUUCAAGUCUCAAAUCGACGUGGCUCUGUCCCAGGACUCGACCUAUCAGGGCGAACGUGCGUACCAGCAUGGCGGAGUGACCGGACUGUCACAGUACUAAAGCCACCACCAAGUGAAAGCGACGGGAUAGCGAAACCAAACCAAUGACCAGCGAGCGAAAUGAGAGGGUAGAAGAAGAGAGCACUAACCGAUGCGCAGGGAGAUGGAAGGAGAGGCCGCGUGAACAAGCGAAAGGCAGGAACCGAUGCCCGUGCGUACUGAUGGAAGGAGGUCGAGAGGAUGGCGGCGUCUGGUCGGGCUGCUGAGGGGAAACGUGAGAGAUCAACAAGUCUCUGAGAAUCCAAAAGAGGUUCAGUCCCAAAGAAAAUGAUCCAUGCUACAAUGCCCCCCAACACAGAGUCUCUGCGAAGGCUUCAGUCAAGUUUCCUCGUCUCCCGACGAGGAUCAAGGUGGAAUUUGAAGAAUUCUUUCUCCAAACCUGGACAGAAACGUUUGCGGAAAGCUUUCUAACAUUCAGCACAGACAAAAAUAGGAAUCCCCAUGCUGGAUGUGGGUUGUCUGAUCAGCCCGUGUGACAUCCAAGACUUUUAAAAAAAUUAGGUUAACCAUGGGAAGUAAUCUUCAAAUGGGCCCAGACUCCUCGGCAGCCUACGAAGGAAGCAGCGGUCGACAAACCUUCUGAGAGAGGAAAUAAAAACGCUGGUUUCUGUGCUUGAGUCUGAUGUUGAAAUACCUUUCACUUGCCUUGAGAACCACUGGCUCAUUCACAAGGUCUUCAAUGGGGUGGUUUCGGCCACGUCAGAGGUGGAAAGGUGUGUGGAUUUCAGACUUUUUUUUUUCCUUUUCAAGGCAUGAGAAUCCGCAAUAUCGCAAUCCUCAUGGGACAGUUUUUCUUCUCUGGAGUACCUUUCUUAUCACAGAGCACAAAAUUGCAAAAAACUACAAAAAAAAAAACAAGUUGGGGGAACUCAACAUGACCAGCGGAGAACAUCCAAGUGUCAUUUGAUGUUUCUGCUUAGCCUUUUUUUUUUCUUAUUGCAGUCUGUCAGAAACUGGUAAAUUCUCUGCUUCAGUCGUUUUUAUUUUACUUUUUUUUUUCGUAGCACGCUGUAUGCUUUUAGGCGGAUGCUUAAAUGUUUUGCACCUUGACUGUCGAGCGAGUCCCUGCAUGCAGGGAACGCAAAGGAUUAUGGGGGAUGAGGAUGAAAAUGUGGCAGUCGAUUCACAAAGAAGUGGAAAAGGAAGGUGGCUGGGGCAGAGUGAAGGGCGUGGCGUUUGGACCUAACAGUCCUUUAUUUUUGUCUUUUUUUGUUUUUCUAUAAGUCGUCGUUGAUCAGUCAAACAACCAGGCAGAAGGAAAAUUAGUGAAUCAUCAAAGAUGUGAGAUGGUGCCGUCAACAGGCGGCGGCGAUGAAUGACCAGAAUUAGUGCCUAUAACCUUCAGAGAAACAGCUGCAGCACAAGCAUGAAUGUAGUUGGAACCAGCAAAUAGUGACGACAAAGGACUUUUCCAUAAAAGAUCCGAUUAUUUAAGAGCUGGGAUGAGAGGCGGAGCCACCUUCCUUCUCUGUGGAGUGAAGACCGGCUGGUGUGACGGUGGACGUUUCUGCUCGUGCAUAACGGUUUGCCUGCAUUGUUUCAGUUCCUCUUGAGAUCUAUGAUGCUAACAUUUCUUGGACAACUGUGAACCAGAACCCCAAUAGAUUUAGCUUCUGUCACGUUUGCAAACCAGUGUGGGGGUUUGGAACAUUUGUGUCAUUUUCCUAUAACCCGUCUUUUUUGUAGCAACUUGCCGAUAACACGGGAAAGCGGCGCGGGCCAUUUCCUGUCUUCAACCAAGACUUUUGUACCUUCCUCAAACUGUCCGAGGGAUUGUAGUUUUGUAACUCUUAAAGGAGAGACGCUUUCUGAACACAGUACGAAUGUAAGUCCUCCAUGUGUCUCACCUGCUUCUCAUUUCUGCAGAUUUGUGACAAUCCUGUUUCACAUAGAUGACUCCACCUUUAAUUGACUUGUUCGGUUGACAUUGUGGAAAUCUCAUUUGUGUUUUAAUGUAUCGGCCUGCUCCACUAAACUAAUGUUCUAGCUUUAAAGACCCCCCCCAUCACAUUGCUUUGACGUGUUCCCAUCUUCUGAGCCACAAUUGAUUGCAUUGUGCGGUGAUUAUUAUAGAAGUAAUUCCGUUGUUGAUUUGUUGUUCAGGUUUGCAUUACCAAUUACUAAUUCUGUCAUCCAACAAGAUUAAAUUGAUGGAUUAGAAAUGUCAGUGUGAUGUGAAUACAUAUUUGCAACAAGUCUUAUUUGCAGUGAAACAUCAUCAGUGAUGAUUCCCUCGGUAAACCAAAUCAAUAAAAAGUUUUCAAUUUCA